This is a messenger RNA of Symbiodinium pilosum, 972 nucleotides long. NCBI's taxonomy places the organism in Eukaryota, Dinophyceae, Suessiales, Symbiodiniaceae. The record is from the annotation of a GenBank genome assembly.
AUGAGUGACACCGUGGACAAGGACAGCGUCUUCGCGAACUACAAGUCGGUGUUUUCGCGCCAGUUUGCGGUGUCCUUGGCGGUGGAGUUUGUAGGCGUGAUGUUCUUCCAGAUACUGGGGGGCACUUCUGCUCCAGAGUACGCACCAUAUGUGAAUGGUUUCGCCUUGGCCGUGUGGAUCUACGUGGCUGCCAACAUCAGCGGAGGUCACCUGAAUCCUGCGGUGAGCUUCAGCACAGCUGUUUGCGGCUUCUACCCCGUUAUCCACACGGUGAUCUACAUUGCCCUCCAGAUCAUUGGAGCCAUUGUUGGUGCCUGGGUCACAGCUGGGCUGGUGCCUGGAGCUAGCAGCCUCAUUGGCACAGGGGCCACAGGCCCAGGCUGCUUUGACCGCAGUGUGAUCAAAGACGUCACGGACGGCCAGGUCUUCGGCUGGGAGUGCGUCAUGACCUUUACCCUCAUUUCUUGCGUCUAUGCUUGUGGUGUGGCCAAGCCAGGCCACGGCAGCCACACUCCCUUUGCUGUGGGCCUUGCUCUUCUCGCCUCUGCGGGCUCCGGUGGCCAGUACACAGGUGCCGCCCUGAACCCUGCUCGGGUCCUAGGCCCCAGGGCUGUCUUUCAAUGCGGCAAGGAUGUGACUGGCCUCUACAUUGGAGGUCAGUUUGUUGCCGCAUUGCUGGCCAUGUCUGUCUUCGCCUUCGUCUCAGGGCUUGGCCCGCUGAACCCCUUCAUUGCCAAGCGGGCUUUGCAACUCUCCUGGCCCGAGGCUGUCUACCUCUGGAUCACAGGAUCGCCGCCCAGCCGACUCCAGAAGACCGGACGUGAGAAUAUCAAUGACUUCAAGCAGAUGUUCUCUGAGUACUACGCAAGUGAAACCACAUCGGAGGCGCCGACGUCCCACAUCUUCAAUGUUGAGCGCUUCUUCGGCAUCCGGAAGCCUGCGGCCAAUGCGGUAGCGGGAGACGCUGCGUGA